Messenger RNA from Candida tropicalis MYA-3404, 480 nucleotides. RefSeq lists its product as uncharacterized. The transcript has a single exon. Lineage: Eukaryota; Fungi; Ascomycota; Pichiomycetes; Serinales; Debaryomycetaceae. The record is from RefSeq and is a predicted model, not a curated record. The coding region runs from base 1 to 480 and encodes 159 amino acids.
AUGUCAUUAAACUAUCAAAUAUCAUUGGAUAGUUUACCCAUUGAAGUUCUCACCAGAAUACUAGAUUAUGCAAGAUUAGAAAAUGUUAUCCAGUUAGUCUCCCAUGAAUUUUUUUUAAAAUCAAACCCAAACCUUAAAACUGCAACCAAUGGAUUGAUUACAAGUAGUACUAUAUCAUAUAAUAAUAGAUUCAUACAAUAUUCAUUUGUUCAUAUGUAUAAAAGGACUAAAACUUACCUUGAUAAAGACAAUUUGCUGUUUAUCAAUGAGGAUGAUGUUGAACCUUUGGUUCAUUAUUGUAUUCAUGAGAACCUUCCAAUUGUUUUGACAUUGAGUUAUUAUGUUUGGUCAUUGGCCGAUUUGGUUGAAAUGGUGGCAUUGAUUUCAAAUUUGCCAAAUUAUUUGAUCCGAUACAACCCUAGAAAAUUGAAUUUGGUUCCCGGGUUUCUUGUACAAUUUCAGUUUGAAUUAUUUAUUUAA